Messenger RNA from Eucalyptus grandis, 631 nucleotides. Its product is annotated as ras-related protein RABA1f-like. The record is from RefSeq and is a predicted model, not a curated record. Gene Ontology annotation, cellular component: endosome. The transcript has a single exon. The annotation marks the transcript as partial. Gene Ontology annotation, molecular function: GTPase activity; GTP binding. NCBI's taxonomy places the organism in Eukaryota, Viridiplantae, Streptophyta, Magnoliopsida, Myrtales, Myrtaceae.
AGAUACCGUGCGAUCACAAGUGCGUAUUAUCGAGGCGCAGUGGGUGCUUUACUAGUCUAUGAUAUCACUCGGCAUGUCACGUUCGAGAAUGUGGAGAGGUGGCUAAAGGAACUCAGAGACCACACGGAGGCCAACAUCGUGAUCAUGCUCGUCGGGAACAAGGCGGACCUGCGCCAUCUCCGUGCCGUCUCCCUCGAUGAUGCCAAAGCGUUCGCCGAGCAAGAGCACACCUUCUUUAUGGAGACAUCUGCAUUGGAGGCGCUCAAUGUCGAAAAUGCCUUCACGGAAGUGUUGACUCAGAUCUACCGUGUGGUGAGCAGGAAAGCUCUCGAUGUCGGCGACGACCCUGCAGCACUGCCAAAGGGACAGACCAUCAACGUCGGGAACAGGGACGAUGUCUCGGCCGUCAAGAAGGCCGGUUGUUCCUCGUCAUGAGAAAUCAUGGUUGGGUGUGAAAGUGCUUUGCUCUCCAUAGCAUUGUCUUUCCAAUAGAGGGGGAGUGACACUGAAGACGGACUUCAUCGGUCAACAUGUUUACAAAAACUUAGACACUCUUAUAGCAUAUUAAUGUUAGCUAAAUUUAUUGCACUUAAAAACAAAUGAUUUUGGCAGAUACUCUUUCCUUAUUGUU